AUGGUGGCGACGGCGGAGAGCGUCCAUGAACAAGGCCUGCCGGGCGGCGUGGAUGUGGUGGCGGUGGAGCGCGACGGGGCCGCGGAAGCUGCGGGUGGGAGGAGGAAGGGGAGCACCUCCGAGGGGGCCGCCAGAGCGUACGGCGCGGGGUGGGCGGCGAAGAAGAAGGCGCCGCCGCGGCCGGAGGCUCGGACCGAGUUCCGCGGCGUGUCCCGGACACCUGCCGGCAACUACGGGGCGCGGAUCGAGCACUCCAAGGGGCAAAAGCGGUGGCUCGGCACCUUCGACACCGCCGAGGAGGCCGCCAGGGCGUACGACGAGGCGGCCGUCAGGCUGCACGGCGCGCGGGCCGUGACGAACUACGAGCAGGACGGCGUCUACGGGUCGGCCGGCCUGGCGGCGGCAAAGAAGAAGAAGAAGCCGGCGGCGCCCAGGCCUGACGCCCGGACCGAGUUCGUCGGCGUGUCCCGGCAGCCGAACGGCAAGUACUUUGCGGGCCUAUGGGACUCGGGGAGGCGAAAGGUGGUGACCGUCGGAAGGUUCGACACCGCCGAGGAGGCCGCCGGAGCGUACGAUGCGGCGGCCGUCGGGAUGUACGGCGCCGCGGCCAGGACCAACUUCGAUCAAAAACCCACGGCGGCCGCGGCCAAGACCAACUUCGAGCAACAACCCACGGCGGCCGCUGCUGAUGGCUGGGAUGGGUCGUCCGUGGACCUCCUCAGUGACUUCCCGGAGCUGCCGGCCUGCAACGUCCGCUCGGACAGCAUCAUCCCAGGCCCGGCGCUCGACGAUCUCAGGACUGACGCUGACCUGACGCCGGCUGAGCGGCAGCAGGUGGACGAGUUCCUCAUCGACAUGGACUUCGCAAACGUGGUGGAUUAG
Messenger RNA from Aegilops tauschii subsp. strangulata, 882 nucleotides. Lineage: Eukaryota; Viridiplantae; Streptophyta; Magnoliopsida; Poales; Poaceae. The record is from RefSeq and is a predicted model, not a curated record.